Molecule: messenger RNA, 579 nt
Organism: Hibiscus syriacus
Lineage: Eukaryota; Viridiplantae; Streptophyta; Magnoliopsida; Malvales; Malvaceae
Product: protein NOI4-like
Exons: 3
Coding region: 83-316 (77 amino acids)
Source: RefSeq, a predicted model, not a curated record
UUCAUUUUCCUCCUCGUCCUAAAAAGCUAUCAUUUUUUUCUCUCUAUUUGCUUCUAUCUAUCUCUCUAUCGUCCAAGAAUUCAUGUCGGAUAAGGGUCGGCCAUUGCCAAAAUUUGGUGAAUGGGAUGUCAAUGAUCCUGCAUCAGCCGAGGGAUUUACCGUGAUCUUUAACAAGGCAAGGGACGAGAAGAAAACUGGAGGAAAAGUCGAACCACCUUCAGGAGGUAAUAAUAAUGGCAAGCCUGGAGCAGAAGCCACCAAAACCCAGCCUAAAAAAUGGCUUUGCUGCAUGCACGCCCCGCCUGCAGAAUCUUAAAAUAUCCCUGCCUAUAAUAGAGCUUUCCACAAGAAUGUUCAAAACCCCACCAUCCCAAACAAGAUAGAACCCUAUAGGGCUGGAAUAAGCCCUUCUGGAAUUUUUAUGUUUUUUUUAUACUUUUUUUUAAUAUUUAAUUUAUGGUGUAAAAUUUGAUUUUGGUGGGAUGAAAUGAAAGAGUAAAGAAGACAAAGAAACACAUGUAUGUAUGUAUGUAUUGAUUUGGUGGGUUAUAUAUUAUUAGAAACUGAGCUAUUUAUUCU